CCCCUCGCGCCUCUCUCCCUGGGAGGGCGAGGUCGUCCGUGGUACCCUAGCGCGAGGGCCACGUAAAUCAAGGUCAAGCGAUCGACGUCAACAGCUUCGCGAGCAAGUGGGGAGCCCUUCAUUGGAGUCUUCUCUGCUGGCUCGUGACUCCAAGCCACAAAUUGAGCGCGACAGCCAUCACCCUCAGCAGCUCCUCGCUGCCAGACUUUAGCCCUCCCUCCAGGGCCAGACCAUCAAGAGCAUCAGCCUAUUUAUCUAUGUCAACCAGCUGCGCAUCAUUGCGCCACUACUAUCAGUCCUAUCAGUCCUAUCAGUCCUACUGCGCUACCAUCAGCGCCACUACUUUGAGUCCUACCACAUCAGACACCAGCUCCUCAUCUGAGUUGAGCAAGACACAACAAGCCAGACACAAGCUCCUCUUCGGAGUUGAGCAAGACACAUUAAGCCAGACACAAGCUCCUCUUCGGAGUCGAGCAAGACCAAGACCAAUGACAUCCAUCAGAGCUAUUCACCAGCUCCAGACUUUUGACCUACGACUUUCAAUACACCAUGAAGAUACAGUAGCCAACCCUUCCUCCCUGGCUUUCCCCGACUGGACACCAUGCAUCGCUCCUGUCAACAACGCCGCUGACCCUCCUCACGGCCAUCACACCAACACGCACACCUUGCGCCGCUUUUGCAUCCCGAUUCAUCGGCCACGACCACGCUCAGCCUUGAUGCCUUCAGCCACCACCUCGCUCUCAGGAGCAAACUCGCUGCCUUUUCGCUCUCGAGCCCCGGUACGGUUCUCUCCUCUCUUGCCGAGGGAAACGUCCCAAGGAAAGGCGAGGGGGAAGCCCUCCGGCUGCCCGUGGCGAAGAGGUAGGGGGAGGUGUGGUUCGCAUCGAGGGAGGACUUGGAUGGGAGGGCUUGAUGAGGCUGAGGGAAGAGGAGAGCGAGAGGUACGGGCGAGCAAGAAUGGAGGUUUUGAUCCGCACCCUGCUUGAUUGCUCACUACCUGUACUGUGCGUGCGAGACGUCACGGCGUAAUGCGAUGCCCGGAAGGGCCCAGGUCGAGAUAAAGAUGCAUGAGCCUGAGCACGACUGAGCGUUGGCCGACAAGCGCGAGGGAGUGAGCUGUGAGCUCGAU
Molecule: messenger RNA, 1129 nt
Organism: Jaminaea rosea
Lineage: Eukaryota; Fungi; Basidiomycota; Exobasidiomycetes; Microstromatales
Exons: 2
Coding region: 258-986 (242 amino acids)
Source: RefSeq, a predicted model, not a curated record